This is a messenger RNA of Nelumbo nucifera (sacred lotus), 1061 nucleotides long. RefSeq names its product transmembrane protein, putative (Protein of unknown function, DUF538). The record is from RefSeq and is a predicted model, not a curated record. NCBI's taxonomy places the organism in Eukaryota, Viridiplantae, Streptophyta, Magnoliopsida, Proteales, Nelumbonaceae.
GUCUCCCCAAACAAUUCCUAUCCCUCGCCAGUCGCCUCUUCGAGAAAGCAGACCAGUCACUAGAGUACCAGCCGUCUCCCCAAACAUUUCUUCUCCAAAACCCUCGUUCUGUUUCCGGUCAUCGGUGAAAUCAAUCGAACAAUGGUUCCGUGUUUGAAACACCUUCUGGGUUUUUUUCUUUUCCCACUGUUUUUCGUUUCAGCCUUUGCACUCUCAUCCUUUCCGAUCUCUAAUGGUUCUUCGGUCUACGAACUCCUACCCGAGUUCGGGCUACCGAGUGGCCUCCUGCCUGAUUCGGUUAAAGGCUUUUCUCUCGCCGACGAUGGAAGGUUCGUUGUCGAAUUGGAGAAGCCCUGUUACAUCCAGUUCGACUACUUGGUUUACUACGAUCAGAAAAUCACCGGUACGCUCAACUACGGGUCAAUCGCGAAUCUCAAGGGGAUUGAAGUCAAACGUUUCUUCUUGUGGUUUGACGUCGAAGAGAUCCGGGUAGAUUUGCCGCCGGCCGAUUAUAUAUACUUUCAAGUGGGGUUUAUCAACAAGAAGCUUGACGUUGACCAGUUUCAGACGGUGCAUUCUUGCCAGGAUGGGGUGUCGUGCAAAGGAGGAUCUUGGAAAGAUCUUUUGAAGGUGCCAACUCCUAUUAAUGAAGUUCCAAUGUUAAUCACGGAGUAGUGGAAACAAAAUCAUCAAUAUUCAUCAUACUAUCAGGAGAAGUAGGUAUAUAUAUAUAUAAUCCAAUUACUAGCAUUCUCUCGUGCUUGUUUUUUGGUUUAGGGUCAAGAAUCUGAUAAGUCAUCGGAUGGCCUACCAGCAAAUAGUACCGAGUAUAAUAUGUAUAUAGCUACAGUUUCCGUCCUUCAGUAUCUACAGUAUGGUUAACCAUUAGGGCUUCAGUGUGGUUUCAAUAUUCAAGUUUAUAUAUUGAAAUCACCAGCCAGCAAGCUUGUGUAGCAGCAUAAAGCUGUUGGUGUACCUCUUGAAAUGAUCUCAGAAUUUAGAAAGAGUUUAUAAAGUGUACCUAUUACAUCUUCUAGUCUAUAAAUUUUUGCAUAGCAACA